Messenger RNA from Entrophospora candida, 2448 nucleotides. NCBI's taxonomy places the organism in Eukaryota, Fungi, Glomeromycota, Glomeromycetes, Entrophosporales, Entrophosporaceae. The record is from the annotation of a GenBank genome assembly.
AUGCCUUCAGAAAGAAAGAAAAAUACUUUACCACCACCAACAGAUAUAGAUUAUGUUACUCCACCUAAAGAUAAUUUGAUUGAAGAAUUAAGAUUUACACUUGAUAAUGCUAGUAGUUUGUAUGCUGAUAUAGCUUGGGACUUUGUUUCAGCACUUAAACCAACAACCAUUUAUGCACAUAAAGCAAUUUUGUAUUCAAGAAGUUCACGUUCAUUCCAAGAACGUUUUCUUAAAAAUAAAGAUACAAAUGGAAUGUCUAUAAGAUCAGUCAGAUUGUCAAAUCCAGAACCUUUGAUUGUUAAAGCUGAUGAAGAUCCAAUAAUGUUUAGGCAAGAAUUGAAAUUUUUUUAUACUGGUGAAGAAGGUAGCGAGGAAUUUUUGGCAGCUGUGGAUACAACUGAUGAACUGGAGCAAGAUAAAUUAAAAGAGGAUUUAUUAUACAUGUUUAAAUCAAAGUUAUAUACCGAUGCGAUGUUAAGUUCAAAUUUCAAGGAUUCUAAAACUGCCAGCAUACGUCUAGACGCAUCAAUAUUUAAUAAUACAUCCUUAAAUCUAAUACUCACUUAUAUUUAUACUGGUAAUUUAACUUCUCACUCAAAACCAUUGACUUUAGAAACUUGUGAGUGGGUUUGGAUAGGUGCUGAUUUUUUGGGCAUAAAAGGUUUAUGUGAUGAUUGUGUUCAUAAAAUUUCAACAAAAGCACAUUAUUUUACAUGCACUUGUGCUGAAUGUCAAGUUGUUAUACCUUCAAUUGCCAUAUUUGCUAAAGAACAUGAUGUGAAAAAAUUAUGGAAAGGUUGUAUGCAUGUCUUGACAAAAGGUUUUGAUAAUAUGUGGCCUCAAAAAACAUUUGCUGACUUGGAUGAGGAGACAAGAGAAGAAGUUUGUUUAACACUUUUAUCUAGCAUACAAAAUAAUAACAUCAUAUCAAUAUUUAAAGGUUGUAGAAAGGUUAUAUCAACAAUUGAUAUCAAAGGAAUAGGUUUACCAUGGAUAGAGACAAUACGUAACAUGACCAACCAAGUUAAAUCUUUUACAACAAAAAUAUUAGUAGAUAAUUUUGAUCAACUUUGUAAUGAAGACCAAGAAUUCUUAGAUUGUGUUGACGGUGUUGGAUUUAGUUCCGAUUUACUGGAAGAUAUUAUGAAAAUUGUUUUACAAGAAGGCUUGACAGAACAAAAUUCAGCUAGAAUUAUUAAAUGUAUAACAACUAAACUAUUAACUAGACCAGCCGUUAUUAAUGCUGAGAGUAUCGAGACAAAAAGAAUAUUAGUACAAGCAAAACAGCAUGUGUUUGAUUAUAUCAAGAAACAUUGGCUAGGUGUGAAACAAUAUGGGGGUUUCAGAUUGUUGAGUCCUUGGUUGUUGGAUGAAUUCUCCAAAGAACUUAAUGUCACUAAUCAAGAACUACAAGAACCAAUAAAUGAAUCUCAAUUAUCUCUAUUAUCACAACAAAAGCAAAACCGUCAUUUACAAGAUCAAAAAGCAAAAGCACGUGCACCAAGUGUAACAAAUGGUAUUUCUACAAAAGCAAAAAAUGCCGCUACAAAUGGCAACAGUAAUGGAAAUUCAUCAACAAACAAGAAAACUAAUAAUAAUAUAAAUGGUGCAUCAUCUUCAUCAUCUACUACAACUUCUCCAGCAAAGAAAGAUACAAAUGGUACAUCAUCUACUACAACUUCUCCAGCAAAGAAAGAUACAAAUGGUACAUCAUCUACUACAACUUCUUUAACAAAGAAAGUUAAAAGCGUUAGAAUUGCUGGAACAACUACUCCCAGCACACCAUCAUCAUCUUUUGCACGCCCAACUCGUGCAAGUGUUUUAAGACAAAAAGCCUUAGAAGAGGCCAAAAACCCCGUAAAACCUAGACCUAAAAUAGCAUCUAAGCAAAAGGCUGCUACACCUUUUUCAUCUACAUCUACAUCUACAUCCGCUCCAACAAUUGCAUCAUCAUCAAAGUCCACUUCAAAAUCAUCCCCAAUAAUAAUAUCUAAAUCUGCAAAUAGUUCCACCACUUCUUCUCCUAUUAAAAUGACUAAAUCUAAUUCAGAUAAAGCAGCAUCAACAAGGGCCAGUUCCAUUACAUCAGUAUCAUCGGCAAAAAGUGAUUUUACCACAACUUCAGUACAUCAUCGUAGAAAAAAAUCUCCAUCAUCACAGGCCUCACGUACAACCUCCAUCACAUCAGUAUCAAAUGGUAAAAUAACCAGUAUGCAACCCAAACCACAUCAGACUAAAUUAGCUACAAUUUCUAAUCCUGAUAUUUCAGUUGGUAGACGUAUCAUACUUCCAACCAAAAACAAUUCGCCUGGUACCAUACAAUUUUUAGGUGAAACUGAAUUUGCUAAAGUUGGCAAAAAUAAUGGAACUGUGGCAAAUAUAAAAUACUUUGUAGCAGUAAAUUCUCAUGGAAUUUUCGUUAGACCUGAUUCAAUUUUAUUAAUAUAA